AUGUAAAGAUGUUCUUUCUUGAAUUAAAUUUUAUUAUUCUAUCUAAAAAAAGAUAAUCCGAAAACUAUUUUCACUGUCUGCUCCUAUAGAGAAUUCAUUUUUAAUUAAUGUCCUUAAUAUGUGUACAAUCAAUUAAACUAAAGCAUAUUUUAUGCUGAUCUCUAUUUUGUCAGAAGUGUAUUUAAAUUUAAUCUUCUAAGUCCAUAGCAGUAAUAUUUCAUUAAAACAAAUGAUUUUAUUUCCUUUUAUGGAAGAGCUGCUUUUAAAGCUUCUUAGAAUGAAGGAAUAAUAUAAAUUAGUAAUAUUUAUAAUUCAGAUUAAACAUCAGUCCAAUAAGUAAAUCCCUCACUGUUUUAUAAUUAUACUGCUUCUGAUUUUGAGAAUUGCUUUGGAAAUGAUUUUAUUGAACCAUAUGAUCCUAGAUGCAGAUAUUGGUAUAAAUAUGCUUAAAAAAAUAAAGGGUUUUUUAUUUUUGAACCAUAUAUUGAUGCUCUAACAGGAACUUUGCUGAUGAGUCUUUCUACAUAAAUGGAAUAUGAGUCUCAAUUCUAUUCAGUGGAUAAUAUUGAUUUUUCAAUACCAAAUAUUUUACAAGUUUUUGAUUCAGAUAAAAGUGAAAAUUCUUAUUCAGUAUUAUUUCAUGAAUUCAACUCAACUGUUUUUUUUCAUCCAUUACUUGUUUUUUAUUAAGUUAUGACAUGGGCAGAUAUAGAAUUUUUUAAUAUAAAUUAAUUUUGCAGCAUUUCUAUUGAAUAGAUGCAUAUGUGUCAAUCUUAAAAGCAAGAAUUUGCAUAGCAAGUAAAUGAAACUAUUGAAUUUAUUAAAAGUGGGAGUUAUUCUAUUGAAAACACUAAUUUUGACAAAUUUUACUAAUAAUGGCAAAGGUUUGGAUAAAAACAAAUUAGUUUUAUUCUACCUGUGUAGAGUCAACUUAAGGGAUAUAACAAUCAAUAGCCUUAUUCAUUUGCUAUAAUAUUUAUUGCUAGAGUCAUAACAGAUAGAAGUGAUUAAUUAAAAUUAUUUAAUUUAAUCAACAUACAAUUUAUCAAAUAUUUUCUAGUAUUUGAUUUCGUUUUGGGUGAAAACCCUAAUUAGACAAAUAUGUAGAUUGAUUAAAGUUAAAAUUAAUUUUUAUUAGAAGAAGAAUCUACAAGGUAAUUUUAGAAUACACCAAUAAAGUUUUGCUAAGUAGUUGAAAAAUCGUUUGAUGAAUAAUCAAAAACUAACCAUGACUUUAUAGAUAGCCCUUUAAAGAAAUUAAAUAGUCACUUUAAUUCUCCAUUGUAAUCUUCUAAAAAUUCUUACUCUCCUCCUUAAAAUUUAAAAAAAUUAAACUAGAGUACUCAAAGAAUUUUUGAUUAUAUUUAGCAAUCUCACAUUCUUGGAAAGAAAUGCGAUAACAUUUAAUUGAAUUCAUAAGAUUAAAAUUUUUCAUUUAAUAGAGCUAACUAUUCACCUAACUCUUAAAAUAAAUUUAAAGAGAGGCUCUAAAAAAAAGUGGCAUUUAAAGAAUAAGAAUAAAUUAGAGAAGAAAGGAAAGAAAAGAUACUCAAAGGACUUAAACCAUUAUUCCUAGAAAUGAAGAUCAUAAAAUAAGUUUUUCAAGAUCUAGAAAGUGUUAUUAACUAUUAAAUAAACUCAUAAAAUUAAAAUUAAUAAAACUCAAUGAAAACUCUUUUUCAUUUUACCUAGGCCAAAACUAUAUUCUAAAAGCUUAAAAAUUAAACUGGACUUAGUAGGUGUUAUUACAAUUUGGGUAUAAUUUAUCUUCUAAAAUAUGAUUUUAGCUUGGGUUCAGAAUACUUUGAGUCUGCUAUUUAACUAAACUUAGAAUCCCUUGGUAUAAAUUAUCAAGAUCUAACAAACCAAAAGUUCAUAGAUACCUCUUCAAUAAAAACUGAAAAUUAAAUUUUAAUUCUGUCAAAAAGAUUAUUUUCUCAAGCAUAUUGCUUAAAAUAACAAGCGCUUCAA
Tetrahymena thermophila SB210 is the source of this 1971-nucleotide messenger RNA. RefSeq names its product tetratricopeptide repeat protein. NCBI's taxonomy places the organism in Eukaryota, Ciliophora, Oligohymenophorea, Hymenostomatida, Tetrahymenidae. The record is from RefSeq and is a predicted model, not a curated record. The annotation marks the transcript as partial. The transcript is spliced from 7 exons. Gene Ontology annotation, molecular function: protein binding.